Stegodyphus dumicola is the source of this 3326-nucleotide messenger RNA. Its product is annotated as septin-7-like. Gene Ontology annotation, molecular function: GTP binding. The record is from RefSeq and is a predicted model, not a curated record. Gene Ontology annotation, cellular component: septin complex. NCBI's taxonomy places the organism in Eukaryota, Metazoa, Arthropoda, Arachnida, Araneae, Eresidae.
ACAGAAAAGAGAGAUGUUCUUCCGAGAAAGUAAUACAACUCCUUCCGCACCAAAUACUGCCAGUGUACCCAGUGUGCCGGCGAAUUUUGCGCCAAAUGUAAAUAAUUUUACCUCAUCUGUUUCUGUUCCAUUAUCUAAUUUAAGUAAAGAAAAUUCUUCUUCCAUUACUACUUCUACGUAUGCCAAAGAAACAUCUGUUAGAGAAAUGGAUGGUUAUGUAGGUUUCGCAAACUUGCCAAAUCAAGUGUAUCGAAAAGCUGUCAAGAAAGGUUUUGAAUUCACACUUAUGGUUGUUGGUGGUGCAGGCUUAGGAAAAUCUACUUUAAUCAACUCCAUGUUCCUCACAGAUAUUUAUUCUAAUGAAUAUCCAGGUCCAUCUCUGAGAGCCAAAAAGACAGUACAAGUAGAAACAACUAAAGUAUUAUUAAAAGAAAAUAGUGUUAAUUUGCAUUUAACAAUAGUUGAUACGCCUGGUUUUGGGGAUGCUGUUGACAAUUCAGAAUGUUGGCAGCCAAUAAUUGAUUACAUUGAAAAUAAAUAUGAAGAAUACUUAAAUGCUGAAUCCCGAGUUCAUAGGAGCUUUUCUCCAGACACAAGAGUGCACUGCUGUCUAUAUUUUAUAGCUCCCUCGGGACAUGGGUUAAAGCCUCUGGAUGUGGAAUUUAUGAAGAGGUUACAUGACAAAGUUAAUAUUAUUCCAGUUGUAGCUAAAGCUGACAGCAUGACACCAGAAGAGUGUGCAUCAUUUAAAAGAAUUAUUUUAGGAGAAAUUUCUAGGAACAAAAUAAAUAUAUAUGAUUUUCCUGAAUGUGAUAAUGAAGAAGAAAGUAAAAUACAAAAAUGUUUAAAGGAGCGAGUGCCAUUUGCUGUAGUUGGAAGCAAUACUGUAAUUGAAGUUAAUGGGAAGCGCCUAAGAGGAAGAAGAUAUCCAUGGGGCAUUGCUGAAGUUGAAAAUAUGGAACAUUGUGACUUCCUAGCUCUUAGAAAUAUGUUAAUUAGGACACAUAUGCAAGAUCUGAAGGAUGUUACAAACAAUGUACAUUAUGAGAAUUACAGGUGCAGAAAGCUUGCAUCAGUUGCUAAUGAUGGGAAGUCAGCAAGGAUGUCAAAUAAUUUUUGCCCUCAAAGGAUUUUAAAUACCUUUAUGGUAUUUUGGAACCCAUUAGCUCAAAUGGAAGAAGAACGAAAAGAGCAUGAACUAAAGAUGAAAAAAAUGGAACAAGAUUUGGAGCAGCUCUUUGAAUUGAAAGUCAGAGAGAAAUUUAAAAAACUGAAAGAUUCUGAAGCAGAUCUUGAACGACGGCAUGAGCAGAUGAAGAAAAGUCUUGAGGCUCAACGGAAAGAACUGGAAGAAAAGUGGAAGGCAUUUGAAGCUGAAAAAGCUAGUUUUGAAGCUGAAAAUAAGGAUGAAGAAUCUCUACGCCGAAUGUCUGUUGAUGUUAAUUCAAAAGACCAAAAUGAUUCAAAAGAUAAGAAAAAAGAAAAAAAGAAAGGACUAUUUAAUAAUAAUAAUGUAUAUAUAUAUGUGUCUGUGUGUGUGUUAUGGACUUCAUAUACAUUUUAUGCAAAUAUCUUUUCUUGAGCAUUUUAAUUCUUUAAAUUUAUCUUGAUUGUUUUUGAUGUAAUAAAUUUCUCCUUUAGGAUAAAAAUUUAAACGUGUGUUUGCACUAUGGGCUAAAAUGUAUAUUUUGCCCAUUUUUAACGAUUUGCUGAAUUUGAAGUUAGAGUUAUUAAAUAGCUUCUAGAUUUAUUUAAAUUUGUUCUUUCAUCUUGUAUGUUUACUAAGCAGGAAUUUAAUUUAGUUUUUUUAUUAUUAUUUAAAAAAACUCAUUAAUUUUGUAAUUUUAUCUGCCAUUGUGACAUAUAGUCAUUUUUAAAAGCUUUUUUUCCUUGUAAAUAUUUUGCAUAGAAAUUAAAAUACAAACAUAAUUAUUGACACAUACCCUGUGAGAUUAUUUUAACUGUUUUUAUUAAGUGUACUAAAUUCGCAUUUAUAUUGAUUCUGUUAUGCUUUUUAAGUGAGUUUUCUGUUUUAUCUUGCUUUCUUUGUUAAGGAUAUAUAUACUCAUAAUUAUCAGCUUUUUAGACUGAGUUGUUCUAAAAUUGUUCAUUUAUUUGUUGUUAUCAAACUGCCUAUUUGGGACCAAUCUAUUCUUCAUCAAUCUCCCCCCUCCAUUCUUUUUGCCUUCUAGAAUCAGAAAUAUAAGUCAUUGGUUUUAACAAAAAGAAAAAGAUAUGUAUGAAAAUUAUUAAAUUAUUUGAAAAUUGAAAACUUAAAUAAUCAUUGCUUAGAUUGUUUAAAAUGUUACACUAUUUAUUCUUUCGUAUGAACAAAUUUAUGUAUGUGCAUUUGAAUUUUAAAAUUUUGUAUGAUUAAUUGUGAUAAAAGCAUUUUAUUACAUUAAAUAUGUAAAAACAAAUCUGAAUGCAUGCUAAGUGACCAUUUUGUGUUGAUUAAAUGUAAAAGUAUGUUUUGUGCUAUUUGUGAGAAAAGUCACAUAGCACUCUCUAAAAAUGUUUAACUUAUUUUAUGUUUUAGUUAUGUAGCAAAAUCAUUAGGAAAUUAUUUCUAAUUAAACAAUAAUGAAAAUAAUAUAGUUUCGAACAGUAUUGUUACACUUGCCAUCUGAUACCUUAUUAGAAUUAAAUUAUUGUAUAAUAAAUUAUUAGGAAAUAAUCUAAUAUUUAUGAAUUAUUAGUUUGUGCAAUCUAAUAUUUAUGAAUUAUUAGUUAAAAGUUGAUCCAAAAGUCAGUGAAGAUUAAAGGAAUAAACUGUAUUUCAGUGAAUCUGCUAUGAACAUGAUGCAAUUAGUAUAAAAAUGGAUAGCAUUAAAAGUGUUCUAUAAAGGAAGUUUGUUAUGUAAAUUUUUCAAUUGUAAUUGUAACCAUCAGCUGUCAUUUCAUUGCAGAAUAUGAAAUACCUAAAAGUUGAAUGUGGCAGCCAUAGUUUUUGAAACAUUUUGUGAUACUUCAGUCCGAAUAAAAUAAAUAUAGGAAUCCUUUGAUGCAUGCUAUAAUUUUUUAACUAAAAACUCUGGAAAUUGAAUAUUAUGAUCCUAGAGACGAGUAAUAUAUGAAUUAAAAAAAAUCUACUCUUGCCCAUUGUUCUGUGGGUGGUGGUUGCACUAUGAAACCAGCCCGCAUCUAGCACUUUAAAACUUACUGAGGAAGUAGGAGGGGGGAAACGUGCCUUUUUCUUGCAUAUUUCCAAUAAAUGACGAAAUUUACAAAUUUAACAAAAUGUAUAUUAAUCUUGAUCUAUGAGGUUUCUUCCUUAUCCUACAAAAUGUACACUGCCCAGAUCUUCUAAAUUUCACUAAUUUCUA